This is a messenger RNA of Lactuca saligna, 945 nucleotides long. The record is from the annotation of a GenBank genome assembly. NCBI's taxonomy places the organism in Eukaryota, Viridiplantae, Streptophyta, Magnoliopsida, Asterales, Asteraceae.
AUGCAGUCUGACUCAGACAUUCAUAUUGAAAGGGAUGAGCCACUCCAAAACGAAGACACUUCAACAACUUCACAACUUAAGAAUGUCUCCAUUCCCUCUCCCACUUCCACCGUUUCCAAACCCAUAUCUAUUGCUCCAUGCCCACCUGUAACUUUGGGUGUUUCGCAACCCCCAUCUAUUUUCACCGAUUCCACCACAACACCAACAACAUCUAUUGAGCCUCCUGCAACUGUCAACGCAUCUAAUGUGGGGGCAAGAGCUUCAGGUUUCACAACUGGUCAUAUCACACCACCCAUUUCCCCUCUUCGCCAAAAUGACCCAGAUAUGAUAUACGGUGAUGAUGAAGCUCCCAUCACGAAAGGCAUGCUCAAGGUAAUACACGAAAAAUUGGACUCCCUGCUUCAUUAUUCAAAGGCAUCAUCCACUGAUGAUUCUUCUCAAGCAACGGUCAAGUCCCUUCUUGAGACCCUUACGAAAGAGCACUCCGCCAACCUAGAAAAGACGAACAAGGCGGUAGAUGCUUCUACCACUGUUUGCAACAACUCGACCAAAAAAGUCGAUAAAAUAAUUAUUGAUGCAAGGGUGUUCAUGGAGAAGUUCCAGAGCUCCUUUGAGUUGAACACUGCAAAGGCUGAUGAAGUCAUUUCUAGCCUGGGUUGUACACUUAAAACUGAGAAGGCAAAACUUCAAAAGGUUUGCACUGGUCUUCAAACUAACCAUGCUCAGUUCAAUUCAUCCAUCUCCUUGCAAAUAUCUAAGCUUCAAGAUGAUCUAGAAAUGGAGAGAAAAAUAAUGGAUUCUCUUGCCAUCAAGACUGAAAAGGUGAAAGUCUUGACAGUCAAAUUCAAGAAUACUGAGAAACAAGUUAAUGAUUUGUUUUCCGAAAAAAGCAGCUAUGAAAAGCUGUAUCGCAGACAUUACUGGCUUGCUUUCGGAUAUCAUUAA